Messenger RNA from Triplophysa dalaica, 1939 nucleotides. Its product is annotated as E3 ubiquitin/ISG15 ligase TRIM25-like. The transcript is spliced from 6 exons. The record is from RefSeq and is a predicted model, not a curated record. Bases 98 to 1747 code for a protein of 549 amino acids. NCBI's taxonomy places the organism in Eukaryota, Metazoa, Chordata, Actinopteri, Cypriniformes, Nemacheilidae. Gene Ontology annotation, molecular function: zinc ion binding; protein binding.
CACAUGUUUCUCAAACACAGAAGCAGGAAACGUUUGAACCUGAAAAGAGAAACCGAAACCUUGAUUUUUAUAACCGCCAGUUUGUGCAGUCGUUGAAAUGGCAGAAGCCAGUAUUUCAGUGUUUCGGGAUCAGUUCAGCUGUUCAAUCUGUCAGGAUCUACUGAAGGAUCCAGUGACUAUUAACUGUGGACACAGUUACUGUAUGAGCUGUAUUACAGACUGCUGGAAUCAGGAGGAUCAGAAGAGAGUUUAUAGCUGCCCUCAGUGCAAACAGACCUUCACUCCAAGACCUGCUUUAGGAAAGAAUGUGAUUCUUGCUGAGAUGGUGGAGAAACUGAAGAAAACAAAACUUCACACUGAUGGAGCUGCUCCCAGUUAUGCUGGACCUGAAGAUGUGGAGUGUGACGUCUGUACUGGGAGAAAACGCAAAGCUGUCAAGUCAUGUCUGGUGUGUCUGAACUCUUACUGUCAAACUCACUUUGAGCGACAUGAAGAAUUUCAUCCAGGAAAGAGACACAAAGUAACUGAAGCCACUCGAAAGCUUCAGGAGAUGAUCUGCUCUCAACAUAACAGACUUCUAGAGGUUUUCUGUCGUACUGACCAAAAAUGUAUUUGUUAUCUGUGUACGAUGGAUGAGCAUAAAAAUCACGACAAUGUAUCAGCUGCAGAAGAGAAACAGAGACUAUUGGAGGAAAAUCAGAGAAAACUCCAGCAGAGGAUCAAGGAGAAAGAGAAGAAGCUUCAGGAUCUCAGAGAGGCUGUGAAGACACAUAAGAACUCUGCACAGACAUUAGUGGAGGACACUGAGAGGAUCUAUACAGAACUGAUCCGCUCCAUUAAGAGAAGAUACUCUGAGGCAAAAAAGUUGAUCAAAGAUCGGGAAAAGACUGCGGUGAGUCGAGCUGAAGGACUCUUUAAGGAACUGCAGCAGGAGAUUGAAGAUCUGAGGAGGAGACAUGAUGAGAUGGAGCAGCUUUCACACACAGAAGAUCACAUCAGUUUCCUUCAGCGUUUUCAGUCUCUCUCUGAAUCUUCUGGAUCUACAAACAACAUCUCUGUCAGUUCUCUCCUGUCAUUUGAUGAUGUGAGAAAAUCUGUCACUCAGUUGAAUAUUAUGGUGGAGGAUUUUGGUAAAGAAGAUUUUGGAAAGAUAUCUGACAAAGUUCCACACAUUGAAAAUAUUCCCACCAAUGAAGCCAUGACCAGGACGGAGCUCCUACAAUAUUUCCAGCUGUUCUCUUUGGAUCCGAAUACAGUAAAUGAGAAAAUCUGUCUGUCUGAGGAGAAUAGUGUGGCUAUUGACACUGACAGAGUCCAGCAGUAUCCUGAUCAUCCAGACAGAUUUAAUCAUUAUCAUGAGGUGUUGUGUAGAGAGAGUGUGUGUGGACGCUGUUACUGGGAGGUCGAGUGGAGUGGUAGGGUGAGAAUAUCACUGUCAUAUAAGAGCAUCAACCGAAAAGGAGAAAAACGUGACUGUGUAUUUGGAUGUAAUGAUGAGUCCUGGAGUUUAUUGUGCUCUUCCACCAAAUGUUCAUUCUGGCACAAUUAUAAACAGACUGAACUCCCAGUAGUGUCCAGUUCUUGUAGAAUAGGUGUGUAUGUGGAUCACAGUGCAGGAAUUAUGUCCUUCUACAGCGUCUCUGACACAAUGACCCUCAUCCUCAGAGUCCACACCACAUUCACUCAACCUCUCUAUCCUGGAUUUCUGAUACAUAGGGGCUCAAAAAUAAAGCUGUGUCAUUUAUGAAUGUAAAAGAUACAUCCUAGAUGCUGUGUUAAAAUACACAAGUCUUAUCUAUAGUUUAAUAGAUCAUUCUUAUUCUAUUAAAAAUGUAGAUUUUUGUCACACAUUAGAUUUUUUCAUAAAGAAUAUUGUCUGAAAUGUUUUGCAUAACUAUCUGUUAUUUACACAUCUUUUAGUUCUUGAGUUAGUUGAUGU